Molecule: messenger RNA, 510 nt
Organism: Trifolium medium
Lineage: Eukaryota; Viridiplantae; Streptophyta; Magnoliopsida; Fabales; Fabaceae
Source: the annotation of a GenBank genome assembly
AUGUUAGACAGAUUGGCUGGGAAAGAGUUCUACUGCUUCCUUGAUGGCUAUUCAGGUUACAAUCAAAUAGUCAUAGCUCCAGAAGACCAAGGAAAGACAACAUUCACAUGUCCCUACGGUACUUUUGCUUUCAGAAGAAUGCCAUUCGGGUUGUGUAAUGCACCUGCUACAUUCCAGAGAUGUAUGAUGACACUAUUCUCAAAUCUAAUUGAGUCAUCCAUGGAAGUCUUCAUGGAUGAUUUUUCAGUAUUUGGGGAAUCUUUUCAACAGUGCCUAGAUAAUUUAGAGCUGGUGCUGGCUAGAUGUCAAGACAGUAACUUGGUGCUUAACUGGGAGAAAUGCCAUUUCAUGGUCAAGGAAGGCAUUGUCCUUGGUCAUAGAAUAUCUAAGAAAGGAUUGGAAGUGGACAGAGCUAAGGUGGAAGUCAUUGAGAAAUUGCCUCCACCUGCCAAUGUUAAAGGUGUCCGAAGUUUCCUAGGGCAUGCUGGAAUUUCUACAGAAGGUUUAUAA